CGUUCGCUCCUCCGCCCGGGGACCCCAGCAAAUCACAUCCGGAAGAGGGGGCGCGAGGGGCGGAGCGCGCCCGGAGGAGGAGACCGCGCCUCCCGCCGCCGCCGCCGCGCUUCGCCUCCUGCAGAACCCGCAGUCUGGCUCUCGCGCCCCGAGCCCCUCCAGGCCCGAGACUCCCACAGGUGAUGGCGGCCGAGGGGGCGGGGGCCUUAGAGAGCGCGGCGCGCCCGGCGGCUGGCCCGGCCCCCGUCGCCUGGUCCAGGGAAGCGGAGGCGCGCUGGCGGCCCGACCCCGCAGCGGGCGCCGGGACAGCGCCUCCUGCCCCCGGGCGCCGGGAAGCCGCCUCUGCCCCCAGCCUGGGGAACGGCACGGUGGGGAACGAGGCCCCAGCAAGCUGUGGCUCAGAGGACAGGGGGGCUCGGGCGGGAGCCGGCGGGAAGACCGAGGAAGUGACGACUGGGAAGGGCGCCAUCUUCGUGGAGGAGGCAGUGGAGCGGGUGGAGAAGCAGCCGAUGGGGGAGGAGAAGCUGGUGGGGGAGGAGAAGCUGGAGGGGGACGCUGAGGCACAGGAGGGCCCAGGCCCCCUCAACCUGGAAGGCCUCAUUGUGGACCCACUAGAGGCAAUCCAGUGGGAGCUGGAGGCGGUCAGUGCCCAGGCCGACAGGGCCUACCUGCGGCUGGAGCGCCGGUUUGGGCGGAUGCGCCGGUUGCACCUUGCCCGGAGGAGCUUCAUCAUCCAGAAUAUUCCGGGCUUCUGGGUCACAGCCUUCCUGAACCACCCGCAGCUGUCAGCCAUGAUCAGCCCUCGAGAUGAAGACAUGCUCUGCUACCUGAUGAAUCUGGAGGUGCGGGAGCUCAGGCACGCCAGGACAGGCUGCAAGUUCAAGUUCCGAUUCUGGAGCAACCCCUACUUCCGGAAUAGGGUGAUCGUGAAGGAGUAUGAGUGCAGAGCCUCCGGCCGGGUGGUGUCCGUCGCAACUCGCAUCCGUUGGCACCUGGGCCAGGAGCCCCCCGCCCUGGUGCACAGGAACCGCGACACUGUCCGGACCUUCUUCAGCUGGUUUUCACAGCACAGCCUCCCGGAGGCCGACACGGUCGCCCAGAUUCUCAAAGACGACCUGUGGCCCAACCCCCUGCAGUACUACCUGCUGGGGGAUAGGCCCCACAGAGCCAGGCGGGGCCUGGCAAGGUGGCCUGCAGAGUCCCCUCCAAGGCCCUACGGCUUCCAGUCUGGCUAGGUCAGCCGGGAUGUGGCGCUUACGGGACCGCCUCUGCCUCCUGCGCUCAGGCCACAGCGGGCGCUGUGCCACCUGCUUUCUCUCCCGUGCCCUCAGGCUCCCCUGGAGGUGCAGUGAACUCAGCCCCGAGAUGCGAGGCCAGUCCCUACUGUUUCCACGUGGGCUUCGUGUUCUGUUGGCAUCACGUGAUGCCACAUGUCACCUCUGCAUGUACACCAGGCACCCAGUGCCGUGCUUGGGUGCUGCCAGCAGCUUCGUGGCCUUGGCCACUUUUGAAACAGGCAGCCACAGGGCAUCCCUAGGGGGACUGCUGCCUCUUGGAGGCCUGUUGCUUCGAGGCCCCGACCUGCUGGGGGUCACAGGGGUGCUACCUGUGCCCACGGCGGCCCUGCCUUGUGGCUCCGAGAGGCAUCACUCAAGAUGAAAUAAGUGUAUCGGGGGCUGGUGCCAGCGGGCUUGGACAUGCUGUGGCCCCAGGACCACAGGCCAGGCCUCCACCCGGAGCGUCUGCUGGGCGUCAGGAGGUCAAGGGCAUGAAGCAGCGGGCAGUGCAGCGCUUGCUUUGUGGUCACACUGCCCUUCCUGCCCCGGUCCUGCUCCCCAGCCUGCUCUUGGCCCAUGAGCCCCAGCAACGCCUGGCCAUUACUUUCCCGCUGUCAGCCCUGUCGCCUGUCCCUGGGUCAACAAGGGCCUCAGGAACCGCCUGUUCCUGCGGGCGGACCUGGUGCCAGCACACAGGAGAGCCCCUGAUCCCAGGAGCUCCGCCAGGCCGGCCUGUCUGGAUGUGUGCUGCAGAUGAGGGCGAGACUGGGAGCCCUCCCAGGAGCCCGAGCCUCGGGCCCGCACAGAAUCCAGGCCCUUUGCCAGCCCCUGCUGCCUCCACCUGCUUUUAGGCGGCCAGGUAGCAGGUGCCAGACAGGAACGUUUCUAGUCGUGGGCCUCUGUACGGCACGUCUUUUUUUUUUUUUUUUUUUUUUCUUAAAGUGACAGCUCAAAAACAAAAAAACAAGGGAAGAAGCAAUGUGGUUUUUUGUUGUUGUGUUUUUUUUUUUUUUUUUUUUUUUUUUUUUUGACAGGCAGAGUGGACAGUGAGAGAGAGAGACAGAGAAAGGUCUUCCUUUUGCCGUUGGUUCACCCUCCAAUGGCCGCCACGGCCGGCGCACCGCGUUGAUCUGAUGGCAAGAGCCAGGAGCCAGGUGCUUUUCCUGGUCUCCCAUGGGGUGCAGGGCCCAAGCACCUGGGCCAUCCUCCACUGCACUCCCUGGCCACAGCAACCGGGACAGAAUCCGGCGCCCCGACCGGGACUAGAACCCGGUGUGCCGGUGCUGCUAGGCGGAGGAUUGGCCUAGUGAGCCGCGGCGCCGGCCCGAAGAAGCAAUGUUUUGCAGACAGGUAAGGAGACAGACUUUCCCGUUGAAUUUGCCUUUUCGUGUCUGUCUCCAGAGAGGGAGACCCUGUGCCAUAGACUGCCAGUGCCCUCUGCUUCGCCAAAGCCUGGACAGUGCAUGGCAGCUGAGCGGGAUCCAGGAAGUCCCUGGGCAUGAUGGUUAAUCACUUCAUUGAUGCUGUUCUUCUAGAAGAACUGUAACCCUGACUCCGUUCUCCCGCUGCCAGGUCCAAACCCCUGGGGGCUCCUGUGGGUGCUGCGCUGGGUUGCCUCUGACUGCCACCACCCCCACCAGGCUUGCGGGGCUGGCUGGCUGUGUGCCCAGGCGCCUUCCUACAGAAGGCCUUGUCUGCUGCCUCCCCAGCCUGGGGAGGUGGCAGAGGCUGCGAAGGGAGGAGGGUGCAUGUUUCGGACCCGCUGCUGUGUUCUGUAAGUUGGAGAAAGAGCAGAUAACUGAGCUUCGCAAGCUGUCCCUUUCGGCCAGGCCCCCUUGUCCGGGGGAUGUUGGUGCCGUGCGCUCGGGGUGUUGCUGCUCGUGAGGCAGACCCUCGCAUCCCCUGCUGUUGCAGCGCACCGGCCUGCUUGUUGCUUUCAGUGGAAGACACUGACGACUGUCACUGUCAUUUUUCUAUGCCGUUUGGACACUCCCAUAACUUGUCACAGUUGCCAUCGAGUUGUGUGGCCACCACACUGGACUGCGAAGCAGUGGGAGCCGGGUGGCUGGGGCCGUGUCGUGGGACGGUGACCUCCACAGGGGAACCCGGGCGUCUGUGCCCUUGUAGCUGGCACCGCUGAGUUGGCCGGUGCAGCUCCUAACCAGAAAUGCGUCUGCGGGGGCUUUGGCCCAUCAGAACAGACUCGGGGCGUUCCUGUCUUCUAUAUGCAUGAUGGAAAAAUAAAAACCUUUAAGUCUGGGGAAAAGAACGUAGAUCCCGUUACUCCCCCUUCCGGAACCCCGGGAGCUGGGGGCGGGGGGCACCCCGCACUGCAUCUCCCCUCUGCCUCCCCUUCACUCUGGCCGCUCCUUAGCACCAAGCACGUUGCAGCCUCCGGUUUCUGUGCGCAUUCGCCCUCUGGAAGGUUCCUGCCGCCAAGGCUUCAGAGAGCCCCCUGCCCAGUCGUGGCACCAGAACCCUCUGGCCGCCCCUCCAGAUUUCCUCCCUCUGAAAUGAUCUUCCCUCCCCCGUCACGUGCGUCCGAGCUGGGACCUGGCUGCGUGCUGCACUACCCCGCCCCCGGAAGUGGCUGGUGUGUCGUCAUCCAGCGUGUGUGGGUUCCCUGCCUGGCGCUGGCCAAGUUGAGAACCAGGCAGGGUUCCUGCAGGUUCCUGCAGGGUGAGAAGGCCAGUGGGCUGACGGCAGGGUGACCGCAGUGUGCUGUGCAGCUGGAGCACUCCUGGGAGUGAAAAGGGUCACCGCCAAGGUCACACCAGGACGGAGGCUGCCUGGGACGCAGCCCGGCAGACAGGUCGCCCCGGCUGGAGGCGAUCUGGGAUCAGAGGGCGCAGACUUCUCUGAAGCCGGGACGCUGGGGCCUUUGAGGACUGGGCCGGCGUUUAGAACACGGAGCUGCUGGGGGCAAUUCCUGGCAGAGGAUGGGACGGCACCGUGCGCUGGGGACACAGCACAGCCCCUGGGCAAGGCUGCGUGAUGGGUUGAGCUACUUGCUGAAAACAGGAACCCUGCAUCCGAGCCAAGGCACUGUCCUGUGGCUGGUGGGGGUGGGGGUGUCAGGUGUAGUGCAGACUAUGGUGGUCUCAGGGCAGCUGGAGGCCAGGGGGCAGAGUGCCUGCAACUGUAGAUGGCAAGUGUCUUCAGUUUGGACCUUCCCCUUCCGUUUAGGCUACAGUUCUUCCAGGAAGUCCUCCAUGACUGUCCCUACCCAGAGCAGUCUCUGUCAUCUUCCAAGUACAGCCUAAAACCAGAAUUUGAGGCAUCAGAGCUUGUCUGGGCUGCAGUCUCUGGUUUCUCUUUUGUGCCCAACACCUGCCCCUGACGCUCCCAGUGGCAUGAGGGCGAGCCUCUAAGUACCCUGGCAACGCCAGAAGCUGGUGACCGCUCUGCCUGACCUGCACCUGGUGGCUGGCAGGUGCACUUUGAUUCCUGCAGCUCAGGUGUGGACCCCGUGACAUCUUCCAGG
This is a messenger RNA of Oryctolagus cuniculus (rabbit), 4761 nucleotides long. Its product is annotated as putative testis-specific Y-encoded-like protein 3. NCBI's taxonomy places the organism in Eukaryota, Metazoa, Chordata, Mammalia, Lagomorpha, Leporidae. Gene Ontology annotation, cellular component: nucleus. The record is from RefSeq and is a predicted model, not a curated record. Gene Ontology annotation, biological process: nucleosome assembly.